AUGCCUCCCGAAAAAGGACACGAUACAAAAAACGUAAUAGUUUCAGAUAAAGUUUCCAUGUCAAAUCAAAUGUGGGUAGAGAAGUAUCGACCAAAAUCACUGGACGAAAUUGCGGCUCAUGCCGAUAUAGUUGCAACUAUUCGUCAAUUAACACACGACAAGAAGUUACCGCAUUUACUAUUAUAUGGUCCACCAGGUACAGGAAAGACAAGUAUAAUUCUUGCCUUGGCUCGUGAACUUUAUUCAACUUCAUUCACUCAAAUGGCUCUAGAAUUGAACGCUUCAGAUGAACGAGGUAUUGACGUAGUCCGUGAGGAAAUCCAAGCCUUUGCAAGUACGUUAAGGGCUUCUUCAUUUGGCUUCAAACUAGUGAUUCUUGACGAGAGUGACUCAAUGACCAAAGAUGCUCAGUUUGCUCUUCGGAGAAUUAUAGAGAGAUACACAAAAUAUACGCGUUUUUGUUUGAUAUGCAAUUUUCCUUCGAAAAUAAUUCCGGCUCUUCAGUCCCGGUGUACGAAGUUUCGUCUUGAGGCACUUCAAUUUGAAGAUAUUAGAAACAAAAUUCAGCUGGUUUCCUCUGCAGAAAAUUUAAAAAUCACUGAAGAAGGAAUACUGGCAGUAUGUAGAGUUGGCUGCGGGGAUAUGCGAAAAUCCUUAAAUAUUUUACAAAGCGCACAUCUUGCUAGUAAAGAUGUAAUUGAUGAGGAUUUAGUCUAUGCCGUUACUGGUAAACCUUUACCAGUAAAUAUGGGAAACCUCUGUGACUCUUUACUUACACUUCCUUUCAAGGAGGCAGUCAUAGUACUGGUUGAACGAAAGAUAAUUGAAGGGUUGACACUAUCAGACAUAGUCGAAGCCAUGAUGGCGUAUGUCUCCCAACUACACAUAUCUUCUUUUUUCAGAACGGAAUUUCUAAGGCAACUCAGUGAGAUUGAUCGCUGUAUGACUUGUUGUAUGGGUGAACGCAUACAGCUAUUAACUAUCGUAUCCAUAUUUUCGAAGCUAAAAUCUCAAAUAAAUCAAUGA
Molecule: messenger RNA, 1026 nt
Organism: Bathycoccus prasinos
Lineage: Eukaryota; Viridiplantae; Chlorophyta; Mamiellophyceae; Mamiellales; Bathycoccaceae
Product: replication factor C small subunit
Exons: 1
Coding region: 1-1026 (341 amino acids)
Biological process (GO): DNA-templated DNA replication; DNA repair
Cellular component (GO): nucleus; DNA replication factor C complex
Molecular function (GO): DNA binding; DNA clamp loader activity; ATP hydrolysis activity
Source: RefSeq, a predicted model, not a curated record